UAGUAUUAGUAAUCUCACUAACAGUAACAUCGUUACUAAUACUAAUAAGCAUUGCUGUUUGCAGUAACAAUAACGUUUUAAAAAAUUGAAAUAGAUAUUAGCAUCUUUACCUUGCAUCAUUACAUCAGUUUAUUGUUGUUUUACUAUGCAUAAUGGAAUUUGCCUAAUGGCAGUGAGUAUCACACAUUAAUCAAAUACCUAAAGAAUAUAAAUAUUUUUGAAAAAUAUGUAAUACUUCAUUUGGAGGCAUAUAUCAGUAUUAAUUCAAAAUAGUAUGUAUGUUAUUCAAAACAUUUGCCUCCAAAGUCCAGCAGCAGAGGUCAGAAAAUGGCCAUAUUUUUGGAGCAACUUAAACUUUAAUUAGCAUAAGCUAUUAUAGUUUAUACAUCAGAUUAAACAACAAAGUCUAUAUUGUGAUUCUUGAUGAUGCCAUUGCAUAAAACCUAAGCAAUUUUUGAAACAAAGCUUCAGUUUCAAAUGAAGAUACCUUAAAUAUUCAAAUCCAUGUCUUUGUUUGAAUAUAGAGACAAGUCAAGCUUCAUUUUAAACUCCUUUUGCACCCAGAUAUGAAUGUUUUGACUAAAAUUUUUCUUCAAAUCUGUUAAACUAUUGCUUAAUACAGAGGCAGCUGAUAAUAGUGUCACAUUGUUUAUAUUACUACAAAUAAGUAAUGUCUAGGAAACAGUAUGUAAACUCAUAUUGCACAAAGCAAGAAACUUAUUGAAUUAGUUUUACAAAAAUAUUUACCAGUAAUAAAAAUAAAAUACUUUGCUACCAAAUAUUUUGACUCUUGUCAUAGUUGCAAUUAUUUUUCUCCCAUUUAUUGUUACAAAAAUGGUUAAGUGUGAUAAUGGUCUGUCAGACAAUAUCAGUUGGAGGAAUAUAUACUUAAAUGUGAAGAACUAAUUGUCAUUAAUAAUUUUAAGGUCCUUUCUUUGCAUAACUUUAGCUUGCUGAGUGUUAAGCAAAAGCUCUUCUGGUCACCUUUAUAACUUUAAAGGUAUAGAACCUGGUUGCUGAGUUGACUUCCCUCAGACUACAGAAUAGCUUCUUAAUUUGAUGUUGUUCUCUCUCAGAAGAUAUGUAAACCAAAUCUGAAAAGAAUUCAUGUAUUUUCCAUCACAGACAUUUGCCAGAUCCCUUGCCCUUAUGUCUGAUGUGACCAAACUGAUCAGUUUAUCUCAGUAUGCAGGGAAGGACUUGCUGAUGUGCCAACCAAAUUUUGAAAAAUGAGCAGGAUAUCUUAGAUGGUAAUGUUACUUUUCUUUAUCAUAGAUGCUAAAAGUGUCACUAAUGGUGACUUAGCAGAAGUGUGGAGGCAGGGUAUCACAGAAAUAAAAACUUAUUUUUCAUUCAUCAACCCAAAGAAAUGUUACGGCAGCUGGGAAGACUUUGCAGAAGGAAAGUUAUUUACAGAAGAAUGUGGUAACCUUAUGGAAAAAAGAGCCAGCCCAGCAGGUUUUUAUACUGAACACGCUUCAUACAUUUCUGGAAACUUCUAGAAGAAGCAUGUGUGGAGAACUACACUACAUAAACAUCACAACAUUGAAUGAAAGCCAACGUUGGUAUUUAUUCUACAGUAGGGUGGCUCUGAUCGUAUCUACACGAGUGAAAUUUCAGUAGAUGAAGUAUUGUCAUGGCUAAUCAACUGGCAUAGAAAUUAACAACUGUUCAGAAGGAAUCAACAGAUAAUCAUAUGAUGAGAAUGUUCAGCCUGUGUCUGAUCAUCAUGUAGUUGGUAAUUUGGACCACCUUAUGUCUUUCAUCAAAAAACUUGAUGGAGAAUACUUUUCAACCAGUGAGACAAAUCUUCAUGCACAGAAAUAAUUUCUUUAUCUAUUACUAUACGAUGCCAUUGGCUGGCUAAUGGAUGAAAAAAGUACAGCCAUGGAUUUGGACCCACAAUGCUGAAGUAUUGUCUAUGAAAUCACAAAAUUGGCUACAUCAGUCGUGUCCUGUAAACAUUUUAAGUCUUACUUGUCUAUAUUCACCACCUUUAGAAGCAGAGUAGUAGUAGAUACUCUCAACAUGCCUUUACAGAACUGAGAAAUUCAUAACAUCAGCUACCCUUCGUGUCAAUUCCACACAGCAACCCUCAGAAGUAAUCUCAUACAUUCCAAUAGAUAUGUAGUUAUAUUUGUGAAUUCUUACUUUUUCAUUUUAUUAAAUAUCUAAUUUAAAUAAAUUUGAAAAGGUUUCUGAAGUAUCAUUUGACAGACAUUUGUAGAUGCAUUUCAAUGCUGGCAUUUGCCUAUAGACAAAUUAAUAAGUAUGAGUUGUUUGUGACAUGUAAAGCAUUAUUAAAGAUGUAUAAGAUAAUGAUUUGGAAGAAUAUAUUGUUCUGGUUUGUGAACUUAAAAGUUGUACAGUAAUUUUACUGAAACAUUACAUCACUGAUCAUGGAUAUUAAUAUAAUCCUAAAAGCUGUGUUUCAUUGUCAUAUACAUCACAAAAGGCUAAAUGUGAAUUAGUCAGGAAUUGAAACAGUUGUCUAUAUAAUAAUGUAUCUGAUUAUAAAGCAAAACAUGAACGUGAUAAUAGGAAGCAUUUAUUAAACAUUUUGUAAUCAUCAAAAUUCCAUCAUCAUUAAUCUAGAGGUACAAAACAAACAAACAAUAUUUGUAAUUGCAACAGAAAUAUCUUAUGUUUUGUACCUCUAGGUUACUGAUGAUGGAAUUAUGAUGAUUUUGAAAUGUUUAUUUAAUACUUUCUAUUAUCAAGUUCGGGUUUUGCUGUAUCAUUAAGUUACGUUUUCCAAAAAAUGAUUCGAUUACUGACAUACCUAAUGUUUUACCUUUUAAGAAGUGAUAAAUGCAAGUGUGAUUUUUGGGUCAAAAUUAGUUUUUUUUUUAUACACAUGUAGGCUAAAGCAGGGAGAUAAGUGUACAUCAUUACUCGUGUUACAAGGGUUUUCUGGUGUGGCAUCAUCCACGUCCUUUACCCUGAGACCCAAAGCUUCAUUUUAAACUAUUUUGAUAAAUGUUGUAAUACUGGUUUCAAUUCCUCAAAAAAUUGGGUGAGCCUGCUGCUGGACAUAGUGGCAGAGAUUCUUAAACGUUCACAUGUUAUGUCAAUUGUCAGUCAAAGUUCUUUGCUUUCUCUUGUCAGUUUUUCUCGAGUAUAUGGUGGCAGUUUAUCUAAAUAGUCAGCUGAGUAUUGCUGAGACUAGCUUUAAACAAGUAAGGAUUGGGAACAAACUAUCUGGAUUGUAUGACUGAGACCCUGAGGUCAUAAAUUAAGAUGCCAAGGAAAAUGUCAAGAAAAGUCACUGGCCUCCUCAUUAGAAGCAGAAAGAACAUAAUGAAUGAUGGUUUCAUUACUUCUGGAAUAGGAGAACCAAGUGUAUAUCAUGCUGUCGUAGUCAUUUUUCUUGAAUUCUUUGCUUGGGGACUUCUGACAACUCCUAUGAUUACCGUUUUAAAUGAGACAUUUCCAGACCACACAUUUCUACUGAAUGGAUUAAUAGUAGGAGUCAAGGGAUUUUUAUCUUUCCUAAGUGCUCCAAUGAUAGGUGCAUUAUCAGAUGUCUGGGGAAGGAAAGCGUUUUUAUUGUUGACAGUCUUCUUCACAUGUUCACCUAUUCCAUUAAUGAGGAUUAAUACAUGGUGGUACUUUGCUAUGAUCUCAAUAUCGGGUAUAUUUGCUGUUACUUUUUCGGUUGUAUUUGCGUAUGUGGCAGAUGUGACAGAAGACCAUGAACGAAGUUCUGCAUAUGGUUUGGUUUCUGCCACAUUUGCAGCAAGCCUAGUCACAAGUCCUGCUCUAGGAGCCUACCUGUCACAGGUUUAUAGUGAUAAUCUAGUGGUGGUAUUAGCAUCUGCUAUAGCUCUUCUUGAUGUAGUCUUUAUUUUGGUCGCAGUACCAGAAUCUCUACCAGAGAAGCUAAGACCAUCGUCAUGGGGAGCUAACAUUUCAUGGGAAAAUGCUGAUCCUUUUUCUGCACUUAAGAAGGUUGGAAAAGAUCAAAUGAUUCUCAUGCUUUGUACAGCAGUAUUUCUCUCAUAUCUUCCUGAGGCAGGCCAAUACUCAUGUUUUUUCGUUUAUCUGAGAUUAGUCAUGGGAUUUUCAGCUGAAGAGGUUGCCUUAUUUAUUGCCAUUGUGGGUCUACUCUCUGUUGUGGCACAGACAAUUAUAUUGACGAUGUUGAUGAAAACACUGGGGAAUAAAAACACUAUUAUGAUUGGACUUUUCUUUGAAAUGUUGCAGUUAAUGUGGUAUGGUUUUGGCUCACAAAGGUGGAUGAUGUGGGCAGCUGGUGGUCUGGCAUCAUUAUGCAGCAUUACUUACCCUGCUAUUAGUGCCUUUGUUUCAACACAUGCAGAAGUUGACAAACAAGGUGUAGCUCAGGGAAUGAUAACGGGGAUGAGAGGAUUGUGUAAUGGCUUAGGACCAGCUGUCUAUGGUUUCAUCUUUUAUCUAUUCCACGUGGAUCUAAAUGAUGAAGCCAACUUGGAAAAAUCGGUCAUUAAUACUCAGAACAGAAUUUCCUCCAAUAUCACUUACAUUCUAAAUCCGGAAGACACACAGCUGGUUCCUGGGCCACCGUUUGUGUUUGGAGCUUUCCUGGUAAUGUUAGCCCUACUGGUUGCUGCCUUCAUUCCUGAGUCUCACCCACUUGGCAACAGUAUUCGCUGUCCCUCACAUCAUCGACAUUCUUCUCUUUCUGCAGCUACAAACUCCAGUGUGAGCUCCGAAGGUCCAUUUCUUAAUGAUGUAGUUCAUAAGCGAACAGAUGGAAUGCAACCACUUUUACAUGAUACAGAACCUUUAUAACCAGUCAUUUUUCCUAUUGCAAAUAAUUUUUCUGUACUGUUCUUACUUCAGAAAUUGUAUUCGGAGAAACGAAAGAAGGCUGCACUGUACAUAGUAUAGAAUUAUAAAAAAAUUUAAAGGAUAGAUGUGGCUUUGGAAUUACAAAUUCUUUUAUGAAGAUGGUGUAUAUAUAUAUAUAUAUGUGUGUGUGUGUGUAUAGGAAAUACAUUAAUUGUAAAUUUUCUGAAGAUACUGUACUUUAAUAGACUGUUGAAUAUAUUCAUGAUAGUAGCAGCUUGUCAGAAGUUGCUGCUUUAAAAAAGGAAUAUAUUAGAUUUCAUACAUUUGUACGAUAUUUUAUAACAGUAAGUGGAAUGAGUGUGUUCUUAAUAAAACAUUACUGUUGAUCAUAGUGGGUAAUUGUAUGGAAUUGUGAUUAUUUCAACUGAGUUUUCACAACCAGUGCUGACUAGAUACUAGCCUACCAGGUCUUAGGCCUUUCUGUUUGAUCCCAAAUAAGGUUGAUCAGUCUUGAUGUUUCAGAUACCUGCAAGUGUUAGAUUUGUUAGCAGUAGUGAAGGAUGAUAAAAAAAAGGUUUAUUUUUAUUGUUGUUGAAAGUUUACUGUUGCUAGUUUCUCUUACUUGUACUUAAAACGUAUAUAAAAAAUACAGAUAAUUGUGAAAAAAAUUUUUUAGAUUAGUUAAAAAGUGCAUUUAUGUUUAGUAAUAUAUCUUGUGCCUUACAAACUCUCUAUUAAUUUAGUUUUUGCUUUUCAAUCACAAUUAUAUUAAUUUUAUAUGUAAGAGAAAUUGGGCAUAAGAAUGGAAUCUUUUUUAUUUUUAACCUUUGAUAUUUUAAAACAACUAUUCAAACAACAGAACCAAAAGAAAGAAAGUGUCAAACAUAAAAAUCAAAUACAAUUAGGAUACAAACUACAUUGUCAAAUGUGCCAUAGUAACAGAGAGAUCUGUAGUAGAAGUAGAACCCACACUGUUGUAUAAGUAGAUCAUAUAUCAAAUUUAACCUCUAUUCACGAGCCUGAUAUUUGGAAAGAUAUAACAAUUAAUUGAAAAAUUAAGAACGGAUACGAACACUCUUACCUACUGUGUCUCACAUUUAAAACUACAAGUGUACAACCAGUUAAGGAAAUAUAAUUACUGUAGUGAAGCAGAAUUAUAAAAAUUAAUGCAGUUUACAACAACUAGACCACUGAAGGUGGGGAUGGUGACAUAAAAAUAAAACCAGCCCCCAUGAUGGUCACACACCUAUAUGAACAGUAUAAUAAAGCAUAAAAUAGUGAUGUUAGAGAAAAUAUAUAUAAAAAUAUUAAAAGUUAUUAUGCUGAAAAAAAUGGUAAUUUUUUUGUAUCUAGCACAACUUAACUAGAACAUUCAAUGAUUAUGACCAUUCAUCUAACUGUAUGAGCUCUUUAUCAGUAUAAUGUCCAGGUAUAUUGGUUGAGUUUCUUACUAUUUUUUUGUGGACUUUAUAGAGAAAAGUCCAUAUUUUAUUUGUUUAACAGUAGACAAUUUUAAUCUAGUCUUGCAAAUAUUAUUAUACUGUUCACGAGGAGGCUGGAAUUUCAACUUCGGGAGAUAAGUUUUUACAUCACCCUCGACUGUUAAUUUGUUUUUUUUUUCCUUAUACUUCAUUAAGAGCAACUAGCUAUUCAUAAUUGAAGAUUUUAAACCAUUUAUGUUCUUGAUUUUGUUUUUCUUCAAAUAUUUGAGGCUUGUGAAUAGAGGUCAAAUCUGAUAGAUGUUGUUUCUCUACUGUCAUGUGAGUCAUAAAUCUUCAGAUAUCUCUCUUACUAAAAUACAUUAGAUGUGUGUGUCUGUGUUUAUAGAUAUACAAAGAUACACAUCUUGGUCAGUUUCCCAAAUUUAGUGGUUUUUGAACUUGAUAAUCUGACAUUAAGAAUAGAUAGCAUUAUCUUGUUCAUACAAGAUUGUGUUAAAAUCACAAAAUAAAAGGAUUUGUUCGUAACAUUUGGGAGGGAUCCAUGUCUUUAUACUAGCAUGUAAUUUAGGGGUGAGCUGUACCAACUAUCAAGUAGAAAGGGGUUAUAAUUCUUAUCAAACUGCUGUUGUACAGAAAUUUGUUGCCAAAACUUCAAACUGUGCAGCUCUCCAUCAAUAGUUGUUUAUUUCAAGUUCCACAGUAAUUUAGUUUUGAGUAUUUUAUUCAGUAUUGAUUAUGUUAGUUGAAAAAGAAAAAAGGUUAUGUAUUCUUUCAAAGAAUCUAUCGAACCCAAAGAAUAUUGCAGAAAGAUAAGUAGGAAUGUGAUGCUAACAUAUUCGUAAGAUAUGCCCCAAGUAACUAUACAGUGUAAUCACUCUGAAAGGUUUUCUAAGAAGUAUUGAAUAUCAGUUGUUUUGAUUAGUAGCUUAUAUGAUCAUCAAAGUCUAAUUACUAAUUACUUUUUAAUAAUAUUAAUACUGCUAGGUACUGAUUAUUUUAUAUCUUGUUUCAACUGCUAAUCAGUAUCUAAUAGUAAUGAUAAACAGAUUACUAAGUAAUUGAUAAUUAGAUAUAGAGAGCCAUAUAAGUUACUAACUGGAACAACCAUUCAUCAGUAUUCUAAUAAGGGAUAUUAUGGUUAUUUCUAUGGAAACCAAGUGUAUAAAUAGAACUAGUUGACUACAUCAGUAAAACUAUUGUGUUGUAGCAUUACAUUUCUCGAAGAAAAAGGAUCCCGUUUUUCUCCAUCUAUCUAGAACCAUAACCUUAAGACAGUGCUAGUUACAUUCAGUGCAACUGGAGUAUAUUACUUAUCACUGUUGUAUAUGUCUGGAAAAUUAUUGCACAGCUGGAAUGUUUUGUGUUGCCUGACCCUGACUGGCCUUAGUAUUAGCUAAUGUUUAUUUUUAAAUAAAAAUUUGGCUUUGUUUUUCUUAUACUUUUAAGUGUGUAUGUGCAUGUCACUCAAUACCACACUAUUAUACAUUUUUUAUUUACUUUUAUACUUUGUUUCAUGUCGAUUGCUUGAAAUAUUGUAUAACUUUGUGCAGAUUGUCAAACUGGAGUUUUUUUAUUCACAUUUCUACAAAAUAUAAAAAUAUCUAGAUAAGAAUCUAGAGGUGAAAUAGAACGGUUAAUGUUUCCUAGUGGGGAAGAAUGAGACAUUUAUACAAUGAGUAAAAUUAUUUUAGUGUACGUAUAACCUUCUUAACUCUUUCACUGCCAUCUAGAAUUCCCACCUAUUAUGUAUAAUAUGAAACCAUUCUUCAUUCAGUAAUAAAAUGCAACGUUCCCUUUCAGUUAAGAAUGAAAUGUGAUUUAUUCCUUAUAUUGCCUAGUGUGCAUCAGUGGUUUUGUUUUUAAUCGUUGUUUCCUUCAGUGCCAACUUGAUGAAAGUCAUCAAACACUAACAAAAGCGUUCUUUAUUUUAGAGCUGUAGAGGUGGUAACCCUACUGCCAUGAACAUAUAUAUUGUCUUCUUGUAGAACACUGCCAUACGAGUUUGAAAUUUUUAUACUAAUGUGAAUAAUAGGGUAUUCUCCAUCAAACUUCCUAAAAUUUAUCAGUUUCAGAAAAGUAUUAAAAUGUCUAUUUUUACUCUGUUGUUAUCUAAAGAUAAACGUAUCACUGGGAAAGUUCUAUAUCUAUAAACAUGGCAGUGAAAAAGUUCAAGACCCACUUGUGAAAAUAUUUAAAAGUAAUAUUAACUUUUGUCUGAAAGAUAAAAUUGUGUUUUCAUAUUGUUUUACAGCAGUUACUUUUAUAUAUAAUUGUAUGAACAUAGGUUUAGUCAAAUUACUGGAACAAGUAAAAUAACAUAUUUUUUCACAACCUUUAUGGUGAACUUCAAACUUGAAAUACUUGUCUUACACUACUUUCAUUUGUAGGGAAGAGAUAUUAAAAAUACAAAAUGUGUGAAAAUAAAACUGAUUUUAUGUUAAAACUAAAUAUAGUUUUGAUGCAAGCUCAUAUUUCUUUGUUGCCAGUAAAAUUUGAUGUAUUUUUCCAUUUCAAAAUAAUCUCUUACAAGAUAUUUCUCAAUCAACACAUGAAAUAUAUAAAUAAUAGUUACUUAUUCGUGAUGUUAUGAAAACAGUUGUGUUGAACAACUCAUUAAAAUUCAUUUUGUGUUCCACAAUUUUUUUGUUGGUAAAAUUAUUAAUUCUUUUGGUGGUAAUGCAUUUUCUUUUAUAAUCACUAAUAAACAAACAAAACAUGUUAACAUUAAUCGUUUAGGCUAACGUAUUCAUAAGAGGUAGGAGCAUAUUUUGUUUUUAUUUAUAUACAUAAAUGUGUGUGUAUUUAUAGGAUUAUUGAAAUCUUUCAAAGAAUUGACUGUGAUAUUACAUAAAACCUAUUUCCAUCCUUUAUUUAUAUUACUCAGUGGCUGAUAGAAAAUUAUUACAUAUACUAAUGUUAGCCUACUUUUCUUUUGUGGUUAUUAUGGGCUUUUUCUAGGUUUUAUUACUUUUUUAUUUCUUUUGUGAGUGUUGUGUGUUAGCAUUUGUUCUAAUGUACCAUUGCAUAAUUGUGUAACUUGUGACUUCAGAAAUUGUGUGAUCAUGGUUUUUAAAAGUCAUUUCAGAGCAUUAUGUAUAGAGUACAUGACAUGGAUACGUUGUCUUUUUUUCCUUCAGUGUUAUCUAUUCUCAAUGUAAGGGUGUUGCGUUUUUGAGCUUUAAAAAUCGUCUGUAAAAUUUAGUUGUCCAAAUAAAAUAAUUGCAAGUUUG
Limulus polyphemus (Atlantic horseshoe crab) is the source of this 9445-nucleotide messenger RNA. Its product is annotated as hippocampus abundant transcript 1 protein-like. The transcript is spliced from 13 exons. Lineage: Eukaryota; Metazoa; Arthropoda; Merostomata; Xiphosura; Limulidae. Gene Ontology annotation, biological process: transmembrane transport. The coding region runs from base 3241 to 4773 and encodes 510 amino acids. The record is from RefSeq and is a predicted model, not a curated record. Gene Ontology annotation, molecular function: transmembrane transporter activity. Gene Ontology annotation, cellular component: membrane.